GGCAAUUUGACCGAUAUCUGGAUUGGUUUAAAACCGAAAUUUGUUUUAUUUAUAUUGUUUUUGUAAUAGAGUUGACCUACCCCGUGUAUGAUUGCAGUUAACAAUAUCUACUGAAGCGAUAAGAUGAUACGUCCAAGAAGAAGUACCAAAAGCAAAUAUCGGCGCAUUGAGCCAGAACCUAAAAUAAAAGAUGUCUGUACCCAAACUGAUCUCUCACAAGAGGGUUUAAAGGAGAUUGUGUCUCAGUUCAUCAAGUCCAGAAAUCAGUGGACAAAUCAGUCAGACUGGACAAAGAAAGCUGCGGUAGAGUGCCAGAAUGGUGAAGCAGCCGUCAAGUUAACGUUCAAUGAAUGGGUGAUGCAGUUUGUUGAGGAUGAACCUGAGUUGGUGAAGAGCAAUAGUGCAACCACAAAGCAAACUACUGGAGCACAGUUGCUGUUGGAACCAUGUCUGGAUAACAAGACAUGUAUAAAAGUUGAGGUGGAUGCUAAUUUUCACAUCUCCUCUAAUGAUGAUCCAGCCGACGAUACAGAUGAUGGUGCAGCUGAUGAUGCAAAAGCAGCUGGAAGCAUCUUGACAAAUGGAAUAGACAGUGAUGAGAAGGAUGUUGGUGGUUCACAGAAAAAAACCCAGAAGUUGCACCCCAACACACGCACAAGAAGAGGUAAGAGGACAAGCAAGAAUGCUGAUGAGGACAGUGACAGUGUGACUGGUGCUCCCACUACGUUACCUGCACAUGAUGUUGAGCAGGAUACAUCGCUGUCUGUACUUCUGAAAAUGAUAUGUGAUAUUUGUGGAAAGGAGUUUAGACUCCACACAGAGCUAGUGAAACACCGGAAAGAUGAGCACGGUGGAUGUGUCAGUAAGUGUGAUGUGUGUAACAAAUUGUUUUCAACACGGUCAAAGAUGGAAAUCCACAGGCGAUUACACACUGGCGCCAGGCCAUACACAUGUGAGCAGUGUGGAAGGAGUUAUCGUGAGAUGUCUUCCUUGCGCAAACACGUCCUUAAAAGCAAACACAAGUGCAGCAGUGCAAUUUUCGAGAGGCGCAAAGCUAGAAAUCUAAAAAGUACAGCACGUCAUAUUCCCUGUGAGAAAUGUGGUAGGGUUUUACGUGACCUGAAAUCUUUGAGAUCUCACAUGUGGCUUCAUGAUGGCAUUAACUGUAAAGAAUGCGGAAGACCAUUUAAAACUGAUCAGACUUUGCAGCAGCAUAUGAAACUCAAACACACUGAACGUAAACCCAUCAAACAUAAGCCGACUGAAAAUAAACCAAAAAUCAUUAAAAAGAGGUUUCGAAAGGGUAAAAUUCCAAAUUCGUGCCCAAUUUGCAGUCAUGCAACUAAGCACUAUGUGCGUCAUAUGCUAACCCACUUGGCAGAUGUACCAACGAUGUGCAAGUUCUGUGCAGUAAUUUUAGACAGCGAUGAGGAGUUGCAAACACAUCUUGACUCUCACACCCCAGACGAGAUCCAGGUCUGUGACACGUGUGGUAAAGCAUUCGGCUCUCGUGGCAGGCUCAACGAACACAAACGUAUCCACCUGCGUGCAGCUCUCGAUCAGCGUCCUAUUUUCAAAUGCAAUGUGUGCAACAUGGGAUUCCUACAAGAAGACCAGCAGAAGGAGCACAUGGAAUGUCACGUCAACAAUACGAACUUCAGGUGCGUGCAGUGUGAUGACACAUUCCCCACCACAGACAAGCUGAAAGCUCACGUGUUAUUACACACAGGUGAAAAGCAACCAAUCAACUGUCCCUUGUGCGAUCUUGUUUGCCCAACAAAGAACUGGUAUUCUCGACACAAAAUAAAGAAGCACUUCAAAAACCACAUGUGUAGUGCGUGUGGCAAACAGUUCAGUAACAAUGUGGAUCUCAACAGGCAUACCAUGUUACACACAGGCAACUUUAAGCACAAGUGCGAAAUAUGUGGCAAGGGAUUCAUCCGCCUCGCAAAGCUGAAUAUUCAUAUGUGUAUGCACACUGGAGAAAAGCCAUUCAGCUGUGAACACUGUGGUUGUACGUUUUAUGUCGAGGGUUUGCUCAAGCGUCACCUGUUACAGCACGAUGGCAAUGCAAACUUUGUGUGUUCAGAAUGCAAUCUGAGUUUCCCAGAUGAGCAAAAGUUGGGGCGGCAUUUGAGAGAACACCAGAAAAAUAAUUCUACUAUAACAUGUACCUAUUGCAAUCUAGCCUUCGUGGACACACGCUACCGAAGGAAUCACAUGAGAAGCGUUCACGGGGUAAAAGACUUUGUGUGUGAUGUGUGCAGUGAAGAAUUAAACUGUCGUAUCGACUUAAUAAACCACAGGAUUACAGUCCAUGGUCCUGAGUACAUUUACACUUGUAACGUAUGUGACAAGAAGUUUAUUAAGAAAGUUAAUUUAAAUGUUCAUAUUAGAAAAACACAUAAGCAAGGUUUUUCAUUGUUCUCUUCGAAAGUAGAUGAAGAUCCAGAUGGUGAAAAAUCCUUCAAGGCUGUUAUAAAAACAGAAAAACCGUUUUCAAAAAUGAGCAAAGGUAAGAAGAAGAGACUUGUGGAUGUAAGCAGACCAAAGCUGUGCAGUCAGUGUGGUAUAAACCAAGUUGAAAAUGAUGCAGUCCUUAUCUGUGAUAAAUGCAAAAGGGACGACCAGAGUACGUUAAUGGACCUGUCGGAUAACAAUACAGAGAAUAUCCUGCUUGAAAUACCUUCAGAGAUCGCUGCCCAUGGACCCACCCCGGGUGUUCUCACAUGCUUGGCAUGUUCAAAGACGUUUGUGCUCUUUGACAACUUCAUAGCACACAUGCAUGAGCAUCCAGAACUACAGAUUAAAAUAGAAACUGUCGAAUGAGAACAAACAAAACACAGGGCAUUAAUUGCCCAUUGAGUGCCUAUGAUAAUUCUAACAUUGGUUUAUUAUUGUUGUGAAUAUUGAAGAUGGUUUAAAAAAAAAAAAAUAAUAAUAAUAAUGAAGAUGGUUUAAAAAAAAAAAUAAUAAUAAUAAUAAUUUGUAGGCAAGAUGAACAUGCUAUAAUUUUUAACACAUUCUAUUCUUGGCAUGCAGAGUAAUGGGUUUGUACAAUUGAUCCCCUCCCAUGGACAACUUGGGGUAAGUGGGUUCUUUUCCUUUCAACCAGUACUUUGAAAACAUUACAUUAGUUGAUGUGUUAUGUGUAAUGGUGCUUGUACACAUGAAAGGUAUUUUACUGCUAAAGUAGAAUGACAGAAUUUCUUUCAUUCUCUUUGUUUCAGUUACAUAUUUUACCUCCACAACGUUUGAUUAAACAAGCAUUCUGAGAGUACUGAUAAAACGGUACAUGUCCCCUACUGGACCCUACAAAUUGUCUUAUCUCAAGGGCAUAACUGUAAGAAAUCCCCAUGCAGUCAAACUUUAUCAGUAACUACAUGAUAAAGCUAUACAAUUGUUUUUUUAACCCGUUAUUUUGAGACAUUGUGAAAAAAAAUAUAAGCAGAAAGACUAUACCCCGGUAUGUGGGGCAGACGGAUAAAUGGGCAGAGAAUAUGUAUACUCCCCUACAGUGAUUGGUAAAGCACUCGUAAUGAUUUCAGAGGGGGAUCUAAGGGGGCUCCCUAAAGUUUUCAACAGUUAUACUUUUAUUAUAUAAUAAUUUUAAUUUUUUUUACCAUCCCCUCCAAAUCUCCCCAAAAGUUCAUUUGGCAUUCCUACUCAUGUUAUUGCCUCUCCCCCCCCCCCCCCCCCAAAUGGAUUUUCUGGAUCCACCACUGGCUUUGUGGCAAUGCUUCAUACCUACCUGAGUUAAACUAAACCAGGGUGAUUUUUGUCUAGCACUGCAGAAAUCCAUGUUCCAGGAAUGGGGGUGGAGUAAGAUGUUAUAAUUUAAUGAUUGGUAGGACUGCAAAACAGUUUUACUGUCUUUAAGAAGUUAGAGGAAAGUUGUAGGUGUUACUUUUCCAAAUUCCAGCAGUGGUAGCUUCUUCUUUUGGAUUUAUUUGUUUUCUCAUUUAGCAUAUGUUGGUGACAAACUUCCAGAUGCAUGAAAUAUAUUUGUGGGUGUACAUCUAAAAAAAAGAAAAAAAGAGGUAAAAUAAUGUUAGUUACUGUAAUAAUUCUAAAACAGCCCUUAAAUGAUAAUUGGAAAUACUGGUAAACUUAUGUUCUUGCUGUUUUAAUAAUUGCCGAUUACGGAGCCACUGUAUAUAUACUCGCGGAAAAAAGUUCCUGUGCACCAAAUAAUUGCAUAUAGAGUGUAAAUGAACGUGUAACCACAUCCUUCCAUAUCCCAGCAGUCAUUUGCACGAGCUAUUCAUGCUUUGUGAUCAUAAAUUGCAUUACUAGCAUUUUUGGUCACGUGCUCCUCUUUGACGUCAUGUUUCUUAUCAUUGGACUCUAAAACUAUUGUAUGGAUUCUCAUCACUCAUAAAAAUACUUUUGUUGGCAUCUGAUCGUCGUCGGUGUGAUGCCACACCUCCAAGAAAAUUAACUUCUUCAAAAGAUGGGCAUGAUUGCAGUUAGAAUGGUACAAACGUUGUUGCUAGUAAUUUUGGUGUUGGUGUUCAUCAGAAAACUAUGCAGUGUCUGCGGAGAUGUUCUCGACAGUUUAGGAAUACUAGGUAUCUUCCAUGUUUAGGGAGUCGACACGUGACAUCACGUUAACCAAUCGUCAAUAUCAAGUGGGAACACAUGUGGAAUCAUUUGGAAAUGACAAGUUUAACAUCCCAAUACAUCCCUGUGUUAAGGCCAAUCAGCGCAAGAACUGUACACAACCGAUUAGAUGAUCACAAAGUAUGACCAUGACAUGCUGUCAGUACGUUGUUCUGUUGCAUCAUCACCAACGGUGCACCAAGCAUUGUGUAGACCGUUUUUCAGGUUCAGGAGGGUAUCACUGUACUUUUGACAGAUAAAUAUAACAUCUAUGCAAAACAAUAUUUUAAAAUUUUAUAAAUAUACAUCUCACUGAAAUUUUAAUGAUGCAUGGGAACUUUUUUCCAUGAGUAUAUAUAUGCUUAUUCACUAAUUUUAUAUUUGUAAAAAAUACAUUUUCAACAGACCUCUGUGACAUUUGUGAUGCGAGGUCGGUUUGGGAUCGAUCCCCAUUGGUGUGCCCAUUGGGCUAUUUCUCGUUCCAGCCAGUGCUGCUCCACAACUGGUGUAUCAAAGGCCGUGGUAUGUGCUAUCCUGUCUGUGGGA
Molecule: messenger RNA, 5148 nt
Organism: Gigantopelta aegis
Lineage: Eukaryota; Metazoa; Mollusca; Gastropoda; Neomphalida; Peltospiridae
Product: zinc finger protein 665-like
Exons: 2
Coding region: 124-2829 (901 amino acids)
Source: RefSeq, a predicted model, not a curated record